CCCCAAACAAGCCCAAAGUCACAAGAAUGUGACUUGUCCCGUGGAUAAGCUGGAUAAGGCAACGAACUGGAAAAUUUCUUCUUCUCGAACUGAAAUUUCAAUUUUCUUCUGUCUUGAGCUUCACACGCACAGCAAUGGCUGGAGCAGUGAUUCAUAGCAUAUCGUGUGGCCUUUCUGGAAUGUUCCAAAGCCUCUCUAUCGCCAGAACUCCAAUUGCCGCCAACGCCGCCAUCAGGCCCCUCAGCUUUUCCUCCGCCACUUCCCUAAACCCUUUCUCCAAAGGACUAGUCUUGGUAAGCCCCGUUCAAAUGCCACUCCGGCGCACUAUCGUGUGUGAAGCCGCGCCUAAGAAAAAGGCGGACUCGGCUGCUAAAAGGACUCGCCAAGCCGAGAAGAGGCGCAUUUACAACAAGGCGCGGAAAUCUGAGAUUAGGACUCGGAUGAAGAAGGUUCUAGAAGCACUUGAUGUUCUUGGAAAGAAGCCCGAGGCACAACCUCAAGAUGUUCUUCCCAUUGAGACACUGAUUGCUGAGGCGUAUUCUGUCAUCGAUAAAGCUGUGAAAGUUGGAACACUUCAUCGGAAUACAGGAGCAAGGAGAAAGUCCCGACUUGCUCGAAGAAAGAAAGCCAUUGAGAUCCAGCGUGGCUGGUAUAUGCCUGCACCACCUGCAGCUCCAGCUCCCACAGCAUAAUGUUAAUCUUUUAUGUGAUGUAUAUGUCUAGUCGAUUCAGUUUAUUAUUUCUCCUGGGGAUUUUGAUCAUGAGAUGUUGUCCCUUUUUCCCAAUAUAUCACUCACAACGGGGAUCAAACGUUUUGUGAAUUAUCUUUCCCUAUAUCCUGUGUAGUGAUGUGAUGCUCAAUAAUGCGUACCAAAUAUGUCUUUCAUAAAUAGAGCAUUGCUGACCGCUCACCUAUUCUGAUGGCAA
Messenger RNA from Olea europaea var. sylvestris, 927 nucleotides. RefSeq names its product 30S ribosomal protein S20, chloroplastic-like. Gene Ontology annotation, biological process: translation. Bases 135 to 692 code for a protein of 185 amino acids. Gene Ontology annotation, cellular component: ribosome; small ribosomal subunit. The transcript is spliced from 3 exons. The record is from RefSeq and is a predicted model, not a curated record. Gene Ontology annotation, molecular function: structural constituent of ribosome; small ribosomal subunit rRNA binding. NCBI's taxonomy places the organism in Eukaryota, Viridiplantae, Streptophyta, Magnoliopsida, Lamiales, Oleaceae.